Messenger RNA from Asparagus officinalis (garden asparagus), 1710 nucleotides. Its product is annotated as polyubiquitin 11-like. Gene Ontology annotation, cellular component: nucleus; cytoplasm. Gene Ontology annotation, molecular function: ubiquitin protein ligase binding; protein tag activity. The transcript has 4 exons. Bases 489 to 1268 code for a protein of 259 amino acids. The record is from RefSeq and is a predicted model, not a curated record. Lineage: Eukaryota; Viridiplantae; Streptophyta; Magnoliopsida; Asparagales; Asparagaceae. Gene Ontology annotation, biological process: modification-dependent protein catabolic process; protein ubiquitination.
CUGUAAUCAUGGCGUAAACAUAUUCUGUAAGAUUUCAAGAGACUAUAUAAACGCCACUCUGGAUCAUCAUCAUCAUGAGCGUAAACAUCUCAUUAAUGGAUAAUCAUCAUCAUCCCGAUGAUUAGGGAUCAGAUCCCUGCUCAGAUCCCUAAUCUCCGUCUGCAACGGAUUGCUCCUCCUCUCAAACCCUAAUUCCCUCCGCGACGAGAAAGCGGGCGAAAAUCCCAAAGCCGCCCAGGGUUUCCAGAGAGCUGGCCCUUGCUUUCAAUCCCAAUUCCGAUACCCGCUCCUUCAAGAUCGUAUCUUUCCCGUUGCCGGGGGAUGAUCCCGUGCGCCGCCGUGGCUCCGACGAGGUCGACGUCUUCUCGUCGGAUACCGGCAGCUGGAGCACUGUCGGUGGAAUCGCCGGCCUCAGUGAGGCUGGAACAUUCUUUUAUUCACCAACAAACACUUCCGGCAGAUUACGAGCAUAUCAAUAACAUAUAUGCAUGGUAAUUAAGAUCAUGGCCGUCCUUUACAAAUUCCAUCAUGGCAGAUGCUCAUUGUGCAACAAAUUUUCAGCACCAGGUUCAUCAUGGGCUCAUUGUGCAACAAAGUUUCAGAUCCAUUUGCAAAUUGAACAAAUUGUGUCGAUGGUGGUAAAAAGCUCAGACACAAUUCGCGAUAUUAAAUCAAAGGUUUUUGCACGGGAGGGACUGGCAGCGAGUGACCAAGAGUUAUUUUUUGAAGGCAACCACCUAAGUGACACAUCGAAGACACUAGCUGACUACAACAUCUCCCAAAAUUCCAUGAUCAACCUUUUGUUUGGAGGCACUAUGCAAAUAUUUGUAAAGAUCCUUUCAACUGGGAAAACUUUGAAGCUCGUAGUAAACGACAAAGAUACCAUCCAAAAUGUGAAGGCUAGGAUUGAAGCUAUGGAGGGAAUUUGUCAGAAUCGUCAAGGACUCAUCUACAUGGGAAAAUCUCUUGAAGAUAACCCUUCAUUACUUGCUUGCAAUAUACGAAAUGGUUCAACCCUUCAGAUGAUUCUAUGUCCAGUGGAUAAGUUUGAUAUCUUACUCUGCACAAUGAAUGGGAAUCUUAUAAAACUUGAAGCAAGUUCUUGGUAUACUAUCCGAGAUAUCAAGCUGAUAGUUGAGGGUAUGAAGGAUAUUGAUGCAACCAAACAAAGGCUUUUUUGUGAUGUCACAGAGCUGGAGGACAGCCUCAUGCUUUCCGAAUGCAGAAUAUUCGAUCGGACAAUUCUUCACUUGCAAGUUGACAUGUAGAUAUUGAUCAAUAUUUGGAAUCGGAGGACUAUCACAUUAACGAUUGAUAGUGAGGAUUUCAUUGGUUCGGCCAUUCGGAAGAUUGAAGAAGAAAUGCCUGUGAGCUUCUGCAUCAAUUAAUCAACCCUAUCUUUGGAAGUAUGAGAUCAGCUACUUUAAAACUUCUGGUGACGUUUGUUCUGGUCUUUCGAAGGUAAUAACGUAUUGGGAUGUUUUCAAGUUGUUAAAACAAUAAUCUUUUGUCUUUCCUUUUAUGUGCAAAAAACUGGAGCAUGAGGGAGUUUAUGGAAAUCUAUGCUAAUGGUUUUGAUUGUUAAAAUUUCCCUAUAUCUUCACUUGUGUUUCAACAUGUGGGCAUUUUAUGCGUUGUGUUUCUCUGCAGAGUGUAAUACUGAUGUUUCUAUGAUUUUUAUCUCAACCUCAAUUGUAAGCUUGGCGUUUA